Pipistrellus kuhlii (Kuhl's pipistrelle) is the source of this 987-nucleotide messenger RNA. RefSeq names its product methyltransferase like 27 (gene METTL27). The record is from RefSeq and is a predicted model, not a curated record. NCBI's taxonomy places the organism in Eukaryota, Metazoa, Chordata, Mammalia, Chiroptera, Vespertilionidae.
CUUUCGGCCCUGGAAACCCACUCCCGGCUGCGGGGUCCGAGCCGGCCCUCCCUCCCCCUGCUGGAACCCCUUCUCCAGCCCCGCACCGCAGGAGGAUGGCUCAGGAGGAGGGCGGGAGCCUGCCCAGGGUGCGGGCGCGGGUCGGGGCCUCGCAUGGCAUCACUGACCUGGCCCAGAAGCUGCACUUUUAUGACCGCUGGGCUCCGGACUAUGAUCAGGACGUGGCUGCCCUGCAGUACCGUGCCCCCAGCCUCGCAGUGGACUGCCUCACCCAAGCCCUUCCAGGCCCACCCGAAGCCGCCCUGAUCCUGGAUGUGGCCUGUGGCACCGGCCUGGUGGCUGCCGAGCUGCAGGCUCGAGGCUUCCUCCGGCUGCAUGGAGCGGACGGGAGCUCAGGGAUGCUGGAACACGCCCGGGCCCGCGGCCUCUACCAGCACCUCAGCCUCUGCACCCUGGGCCAGGAGCCUCUGCCCAGCCCUGAAGGGACCUAUGACGCGGUGCUGAUGGUGGGCGCCCUCAGUGACGGCCAGGUGCCCUGCAGUGCGAUACCUGAGCUCCUGCGAGUCACCAAGCCAGGUGGGCUGGUGUGUCUGACCACCAGGACCAACCCCUCCAACCUUCAGUACAAGGAGGCCCUGGAGGCCACCCUGGACAAGCUGGAGCAGGCCGGGGAGUGGGAGCGCCUGGAGGCCCGGCCGUGGACCGGUGGGAGCUGGCUACCACCAAGCUGGAGGCGGUGCCUGGCACUCCGGACGGUGACGGCUUCAUCUCUGGCAUCGUCUACCUCUACCGAAAGCAGCAGGCGGCCCCAGCGGAGGGAGGGAGGCCCAGUGCUCAGCCCCGCACUGGCCUCUGACCUUCCAGGGGACUUCAUCCAGGCCUGUCCUCGGGGCUCCUGUCCCUCGUCUGUAAAACGGGGCCACUGCACCAGCCCUGCUGCUCAGGAACGCUCUGCCUAUUAAAUGAGUCCCGGGAGGGGCAGCGGGA